AGGCGGAGCCCGAGCCGAGCCCGAGCAGCGCUGCUUCCCGAGCCUUGGCCGCGACCGUGCCCGCCGCUGGGCGGGGCCGCCCCUCUCCGAGAGCGUCAGCCCGCUAGGUCCUUGUCCGCGCGGGCGGCACCUCCUGGGCAGGUAAAUGGAAGAGCUGGAGACCAGUUUAUUCCAGACACGGAAAGCACAUAGAAUAGAACAAAUGGUGGCAAGAUGGCUUCGGCGCUCCCGGGACAGCUCGGCCCGGGCUAAAGUUGCUGCAGCUGAUGGGCCCGCCAGGAACCCAACUCAGACCCUCAUCCCUGUGCGACACACAGUAAAGAUAGACAAAGACACCCUCCUCCAGGACUAUGGAUUUCACAUUUCUGAGAGCCUUCCCCUUACAGUGGUGGCUGUCACAGCAGGAGGCUCUGCUCACGGCAAGCUUUUCCCUGGUGAUCAGAUCCUCCAAAUGAACAAUGAGCCUGCUGAAGACCUUUCCUGGGAACGAGCAGUCGAUAUUCUCAGGGAAGCAGAAGAUUCUCUUUCAAUCACAGUUGUUCGCUGCACGUCGGGAGUCCCUAAAUCGUCCUUCCUGACCGAGGAGAAGAGAGCCAGACUGAAGACCAACCCCGUGAAGGUGCACUUUGCUGAAGAAGUGCUCAUCAGUGGACACAGCCAGGGUAAUUCUCUGCUGUGUAUGCCCAACGUGCUCAAGCUAUACUUGGAGAAUGGACAGACCAAAGCUUUCAAGUUUGAGGCAAACACAACCGUGAAGGACAUCAUCCUCACCGUGAAGGAGAAGCUGUCCAUCCGAAGUAUCGAGUACUUUGCACUGGCCCUGGAGGAGCAGUACAGCAUCUCCCGGCUGCACCUGCUGCACGAAGAGGAACUCAUCCAGCAGGUGGUAGAAAGGGAGGAGUCACAUGACUACCGCUGCCUCUUCAGGGUCUGUUUUGUUCCCAAGGACCCCCUGGACCUCCUGAAAGAAGACCCCGUGGCCUUUGAAUACCUCUAUCUGCAGAGCUGCAGCGAUGUGCUCCAGGAGCGCUUUGCUGUAGAAAUGAAAUGUAGCUCUGCACUCCGACUCGCGGCUCUGCACAUCCAGGAACGGAUCUACGCCUGUGCCCAGCCACAGAAGAUCUCUUUAAAGUAUAUAGAGAAAGACUGGGGAAUAGAGAACUUUAUAUCUCCAACUUUACUCCGAAACAUGAAAGGCAAAGACAUCAAGAAAGCCAUUAGCUUCCACAUGAAGAGGAACCAGAAUUUGCUGGAACCCCGACAGAAGCAACUUAUUUCUGCUGCCCAGCUACGUUUAAAUUAUCUACAGAUCCUCGGAGAACUCAAGACAUAUGGUGGAAGAAUCUUUAAUGCUACUUUAAUGUUACAGGAUAGAGAAUCCUACAUUGCCCUUCUAGUUGGAGCCAAGUAUGGGAUUAGCCAGGUUAUCAAUAGCAAACUCAACAUCAUGUCCACAUUGGCAGAGUUUGCAAACAUCAGCCGUGUAGAGCUAACGGAAGAGUCUGAGAAAGUGAGCGUGGUCCAAGUGUAUCUUCAGGACGUCAAGGUUCUGACUUUGCUGCUGGAAUCCAACAGUGCAAAAGACCUAGCCUGCCUGAUUGCUGGGUACUACAGGCUGUUGGUUGACCCAGUUACCUCCAUUUUCCUCUGGCCUGGAAACAAACAAGCGCACCGGGUAUCUGCAGAAGAAGGCUAUGAAUCCAGGGCCUGCAGUGACUCAGAGGAGUCCUCUGAGGUGGACUGCGUACUCGAACCUCUCUCUGACAGGCGCCUGGUGAAACUGGCACCCUGCAGAUCACUCAUAAAGGAGGAGCAGCCUCCUGGGAACAGCCCCACACCUGAGGUGGCUAGGAGGGGCCCCAGCACCUGCGGGGCCAGCAGCACGACAGACAGUGCCGAGUCCGAGGCGUCCGACUCAGCCAACACUGAGAGCCGCGGCGACAGGACCAGUGGCUCGAGUGAGUCCAUGGACGCUCUGGAAGAGGAUGACUUAGACACCUGCUCCUCCAGCAGGUCCACCUUCUUCCACUUUGGCUCGCCAGGCCUCACAGAGAGCAUUGACUCUGACAGCCAGGAGGAGAGAAGCGGGAUUGAAACCAGUGGCUUCCUCUGUCUCCUGGACCUGGCUCAGAGAGCCACCCCCCAGUGCCAGAAGACAGAGUUUUCCGAGAGUGCUGCUUUGGAGACAUUUGGCUGGGCACCAGAACUGAGCACAGUCAGGCUGGACCCCAGGCUGUAUGAAGGCAGCCACGCCGACUACUACAGCCUGUGUUCCAGUGUCUCCCCGGCCAGCUACCUGAGUGACAGUUCCGAGAGUACAGCUUCCCGGCAAGGGGGAGCCCCGCCAGCCUGGGGUCAGCAGGGCUGGACUGAGGCCCAGCCCAGUUCCAUGCUGGAACCUCUGGCCCUGCACCCACCACUGGCCUUUGAGGAUGGCAGCUCAGAUGAGGAAUACUAUGACGCGGCUGAUAAGCUCACUCCCCCAGGCCCCCCGUCAGGGCCCAGAGAUGUUUCUACUGCAGAACCCAGUGCCACAAGCUUGCAGAAUAAGGCCAGCACUUCUAGCCCUGAGAACAGCCUGCCUUGUGGGCCAGAUGGAAGACAGCCAAGCAGGAGGGGAGGGGUGAAGAAAUAUGCCAAGACCCUGAGGAAAAGAAGGUCUUUCCUACAGACCGACUACACCUCUCAGGUCUCAUUUCCCCUGGUGCCAUCAGCCUCCCUGGAGAGUGUAGACGACGUGUGCUACUAUGACAGGGAGCCCUACCUGGCCCUUGGUGCACCCUCCCCAACUGUGUCCUCUCUGCAGGACAUGCAGGGUGAGCCUGGCCUUCUGGAGACCAAGGCCUUGGGGCUGCUGGCUCCUCUGAGGGAGACCAAGAGCACAAACCCAGCCUCCAGGGUCAUGGAGAUGGAGCCCGAGACCAUGGAAACCAAAUCAGUCAUCGACUCUCGAGUGUCUUCUAUUUCUGCCAUUCGCUUCCGGAUUGACCCCAACAAUAAAGAGAAUUCUGGUGUUGUCCCUGUUGCCAGCUCCUCAGCAAGCACUCCUCACUGUUCUAACCCAGGUUCAUCUGGCCCAGAUACUGCUCAGGCAAGGCCUUCCCAAAUCUUACCUCUAUCUCAAGACCUGGAUGGGAUUGCCCCCAAAGAACCAACCAUAGAGCAUGGAGACAGCUCCUUCUCCCUCUCCAGUGGUGACCCUAACCCAGACAGAGCCUGCCUGGCCAGCAACCCAGGACUAAAUAAUGUCUCUCAAGGAGACACACUAGAGCUCCAGUUGGAGCCCCAUGUCCAGUUGGAAAUGGGAUUGGAAUCUUUUUGUACAAAUCAUAUACAAGAAACUGCCCCCAAAUACACAGAGCCUUUGUUGUCUCCUAGAGAUGAGCCUAGAAGUGAUGAAUGUCGAAUAAAUCCAGGAGAGAAGAUAGCUUCUAUCCCUACAAAGGAAGAGCCACAAGGACAACUAUCUCUGGAAAGAGACAGAGAAGUUACAAACAAAAAUGGCACCAACGUAUUUCAGGAGGAAUCCAGGAAGGAUUCAGGUGACUCCCCGGGUGAUGUGUCAAAUAAUGUUUCACAGACUCUUGAUAUUAGCUCUCCAGCUGGUAAAAUAGUAACCUCCCUUUCUUUAGAUGCUCCUGUAACAGGGACUGAGCAGAUCCCACCACAUCCCCCUAGAGACCCUCAAGGACAGAGCAGAGAACCCCCAGGGCAAGGCUGCCAGGCUCAAGAACAAAAACUAUUCGUAGAGUUGGAUUUAGACCCUGAUUUCUUUCUUGGGAAGCAGACAAUUUCACCAGCCGUCCCUCCAGAGGGGAUCAAGGCAGAGGCACCUAACCAUGUGACAGGGGAAGAUAUAGCCCCUAGGGACAGCCCUGAGUGGGUCUGUUUUAAUCCUGAGCCUUCCCUGCCAGAACCACUACCAUGUCCACAAGGGGAUCCUCACUUAGAAACUUCAAACCAUUGCUUACUCUCAGAAGGCAAAAGUGACAGCUCUAGCAUCUGCCUUUCUGCUGAGAAGUCUUUUCUGUGCUUUGCCCCAGAAAGCCAUCCUGAAGUCUCUGCCAGUCUCAGGGUGGCCACAUCUUUGGGUUUUGCAGGCAUGAAUGAGAUGGUGGCUCCCAGGAUAGGGAUGGACCAGUGCAGCUGUCGGUUCUCCUAUGCCACAUGCUUCCGUGGCCCGCAGCCUGAGACAGAGGAAGAAGACAGGGACUUGGAAGCACACCCCACGGCCCCCCUCACCUCACCGCCCUCUGCGGGAAGCCCGGUGGUUCUGCCCUGGAGGCCUGCCCGAGCCCACAGCUGCAGCACCGCACCCCUGUCGAGGAAAAGCCACAUCUGGCCAGAGUACUGCUCCAGGGCACUGAGACAGCUGAAAGCCACCCCUGCCAGCACCCCUGAGGGCUUCAUCCAACUCAUGGAGAGCUUGCUGGAGCUACAAGACAUUUUAGAAACUUCCUGGGGGGUUGGAAAAAAACAUCCCCCAGAGAAGUGCACCUGGCACUUUACCGAAAGCCGGAGCCGCCUCUGCAUGGGCUCCCAGAAGCUCCUGUCGAGCUGUCAGCAUGUGAUCAGAAUGGACCAGUCCCCCGAAGAGAUGCAGGGGGCCGUGCGUGACACCUUCCAGCACCUGGUCCAGCUGGCCGGCCUGUGCUUUCAGUUCACAGACUGUAGCCGCUGCUCCGCCCGGCACAGGGAGGCAGCGGGGAACCUGAGGGAUGUGGUGUACACCUACCAUCAGUUUAUAGAGGCUGCUAAAUCGACCUGCGAGAGAGGCUACCACGACCUGAGUGCGAAACUCCUGGCCCGUCAGUGCACGGCCCUCACGGCCGCCGUGUUCUGUUUGACCCAGAAGUUCCGGGCAUCCACGGCCCUGUAAACAGGUCAACGGCCCAAGGGCCUCCUGCCCUGUCCUGCCUUGGACACUUCCCUGAGAAGCCCCUUCCACUCUCCCACCCACCCUCUUCAAAUGUUUACUAUAUAGAGUAUUCAAAUAAACUGCUGCUUAAUCUUG
Messenger RNA from Pan troglodytes (chimpanzee), 5014 nucleotides. It is a transcript of the gene FRMPD1, whose product is annotated as FERM and PDZ domain containing 1. Gene Ontology annotation, molecular function: protein binding. Lineage: Eukaryota; Metazoa; Chordata; Mammalia; Primates; Hominidae. Bases 146 to 4879 code for a protein of 1577 amino acids. The transcript has 16 exons. The record is from RefSeq and is a predicted model, not a curated record. Gene Ontology annotation, cellular component: cytoskeleton; plasma membrane; cell cortex.